AUGUUGCCUGGUACGGAAAUAUGUGAACCUGAUGCUAGCAAUGUAGAAGGCAAAAGUGAUGCAAAUGAACAAGUUGCUGGAUUAGGAGUGAAAGGAACAAAUCCAAUGAAGCACCGUGACAAUGAUGCGAAAGAAUUUCUUCCACUUGUCGUCGAAGAGGCUCAUAACACAAACAAAGGCAUUAAUCACUCUGCACAGAAAACUUGUGUCCCUGAUGUACAAAAGUUUGAAAUCGGUCAGACCGAAAAAAUUGAGGAGGACAGGGAGUUGUCACAGAACCAUGUUCCUGAAGCAAUGGUGUCUAAAAGGUGCCAACCUUUGCAUCAGGAUGAAUCUGAUCUGAAUAUUAAACAACCAGUGCUUUCAGCUAAGUUGUCCAAUGCCAAUGGGAUCAUGGGAUCAGGAAAUUCUGGUGGCAAGGGGAGGAUAAAAAAGAGGGCCAAGAAGUCUGCUGGAAGGAAUCAGAAUCCAUCAGGCAUGGAGAGUGCAGAUAAUACUGCAGUUGAAAAUUCUUCAGUUGCGCAUUGUUCAGCUUUUGAUGAUCAUUUGAGCUAUGAAAAUAAAAAAGACGAGAGCACCUUGUCUCACAAUGAAAGAAACGAAGCCGCAAUACAAGAGUCAGUGGAUACUUCUCCAGUAAAUGCUAAUUGGGAAGGUAAUAAUGUGAGAAAAAAUGACGCAGAACUUCCACCAUUAACUCAGGUGGACAGAACUCGAGAAAAUGGAGUACAUAUGGGUGAGAAAUCAAUGAAGAAAGUGAAAAAGAGUCAAAGCUCAACCAUGAAGAGCCUACCAGAUCUGCCAAUUGAAGAACUACAAAAUGAGGAGGAAAGUUUGCAGUUGAAUCAAACUGGAAAAACUCAACAGAUGUCAGAAAAUGUGGGUAGGAGAUCGGAAAAGAAAAUGAAAAAGGAGCAGAAUUCUGCUGCAAAGACCCAUUCAUAUUUGCCAAUCAAAAAGCAAGAAGGUGGUGUUGGAGAACCAGCUGCUUCAAAUGAUAAAAGGGGAAAGGUUGACACUCCAUCUGAAACAGCAAAGAAAACUAGAUCAGCAAACGCAAGUCCUAAGAAUCCACCGACUGUUUCAGAGUUGGAACACGCCACUAGCAUUGAGUCUGGUUCUUUAGAUCCUGAACGACCUUCUGGGGAUGUUGACAUAAUCCAUGUUUCGUCUUCACAUGCACUUGAAGGUAAUUAUAAGGAGAGGCCUGAAGCUAAGGUCGAUUCUGAUAAUCAGAUGGAAAUUUUGAAGUGUGAAACAGAUAGGAUCAACUUCCAGCAUUACUUUGUGCCUGGCCAACAGCUGAACGAAGUUGGUCCAGCUGACAUGGUCAAAGAAGCAACACGAUCAGAAAGGGACAUCAAAACUAAGAAAAACUCAAAGAAGGUUGUUGUACCCCCUGUAGGCAGCCAACAGCAGAAUGAAAUUGCUCCUGCUGACAAGGUCAAGGAAGCAACAAGAUCAGAGAGGGAAUUCAAAACUAAGAAAAACACCAAAAAGCUUGUUUUACCCCCUGUAGGCACCCCGCCUAGUUUACGGGGAUCACUCAAGUCAAAUGAAAACCUGGAGAAUGAGAAGAAAUCUCAUAUUAGAAAUACUAGUAGUAUUCCACUACAGAUAUCAUUAUCGAAAGAUAAGCAUAAUGAGGUCAUGCUUAACCCUAACAAGAAAUUNUUCCGCGAAUUACUCUUUGUUCAAGUAAUGAUUGUGUUUCCUAAUCGAAGACGAGAAAAAAAUUGA
This is a messenger RNA of Ilex paraguariensis (yerba mate), 1740 nucleotides long. The record is from the annotation of a GenBank genome assembly. Lineage: Eukaryota; Viridiplantae; Streptophyta; Magnoliopsida; Aquifoliales; Aquifoliaceae.